This is a messenger RNA of Meira miltonrushii, 1599 nucleotides long. Its product is annotated as DnaJ-domain-containing protein. Bases 1 to 1599 code for a protein of 532 amino acids. The transcript has 2 exons. The record is from RefSeq and is a predicted model, not a curated record. Gene Ontology annotation, cellular component: cytoplasm. Gene Ontology annotation, molecular function: zinc ion binding; nucleic acid binding. NCBI's taxonomy places the organism in Eukaryota, Fungi, Basidiomycota, Exobasidiomycetes, Exobasidiales, Brachybasidiaceae.
AUGACAAAAGAUGGAAUUGACGUACAAGAUUAUUAUGGACUGUUAGAAUUGCCUGAACCAAAUACAGCCACAAGUACAUCAGAUGAGAUUCGUAAAGCAUACAGACGAUUGGCGCUACGUUUCCAUCCUGAUAAGAAUCCCGAUGAUGUAGAAGCAGCAAAUGAACGAUUUAGACUGAUCCAAGCUGCAUAUGAAGUGCUAAGCGAUGAUCAAGAACGUGCUUGGUACGAUGCACAUCGUGAACAGAUCUUGGGAGGCGGAAUGGACGAUGAUGAUGAUUAUAUUGAUGAAGCUUUCGAUGAACAAACCUCUGCUCCAGGCCUCACACCAAGACAGAUUAUGCGUUUCUUGGAUGCUUCCCUAUGCAUGGACGUCCAGCCUCCUGGUGCCGACGAAGCAGGGUUUUUCGGAACAUAUAGAAGAGUAUUUGAACGGCUCGCGGAAGAGGAAAAGGGUGCUGCUCCAUACCCUGGCGAAACAAGUUCACAAUUCGAACCUUUUCCCAGCUUUGGUUAUUCGCAUACACCGUACCUGCAUAGCAAGCAUUCAGAUGGAGAAGCAACAAUACAUCAAACUCAAAUUCGAGAUUUCUAUGCCGUUUGGUCUGGCUUUUCUACACGGAAAGGGUUUGCCUGGCGCGAUGGUUAUCGUGUGAAUGAUGCGCCUGAUCGUCGAGUGAAACGGGCGAUGGAAAAGGAGAAUAAACGAAUGCGAGAAACGGCAAGGAGGGAGUAUAACGAUACAGUUCGUUCGUUGGUCAGCUUUAUACGCAAACGAGAUCCUAGAGUGAAAGCACACAUCAAUGCUCAAUCGUCUGCGACCAAUUCAGCCGAAGAGAUGCAAAGAAGGAAAGAGGCUGCUGAACGUGAGAUGCGGGAACUAGAAGAACGUGCUCGAGCGUAUCAAAAGCAGAGUUGGGAUAGAUGGGAACAUGGUGCGGAAGAUAGCGAGGAGGAUAGCGAAGCAUCUUUUGGAGAGGAAGUACCAGGGAACGAUGAGGACAAAGCAGAUGACGAUGAUUUCGACGAGGGUGCAGAUGGAUUGGAAUGUUUUGCAUGUGAUAAGGUAUUUCAAUCAGAAGCCGCUUUUGCCAAUCAUGAAAGGAGCAAUAAACACAAGAAGCAAGUGCAGAAGCUCAGAAGAGAUAUGCAAAGGGAAGAUCGUGAUUUACAAAAGAGCAUGAAAGAGAUGAAUGUAGAAGAAGAGGAAGAUGAGAAUAUCGUCAUGAUCCCCGCACAGAAUGAAGAAACGCAAGAUGAAAUGGCAGGAUUGAGUAAAAAAGCAAGACAGAAGCUCAAGAAGCGUAUGAAAGAGCAAGAGAAAGCCGCAGCAAGCGAGACAGCCACGCCCGAGGUUGGCUCUGAAGAGGAAGAAGAGGUACAAAACGCCGAUCAACAGCAGGAGCCAAAAGCAGAAGAGCAGACAGAAGCACCUCCAUCGAACGGCAAAAAGACCAGAAGGGCGAAGAAGGAUGCCAAGUUUGCCAAGGAACGAUGCAAUGUUUGCUCGACAGGCUUUGAUUCACGCUCAAAGCUUUUCACCCAUAUUCGUGAGACCGGUCAUGCUCUUGCUCCUUCUACUAAGCCAAGCAAGAAAUAA